AUGGCACAGUCUCAAGGCUGGGUGAGAAGAUACCUCAGGACCUUUUGCCGAGGCUUCUUUGUGGCUGUGCCCGUGGCUGUGACUUUCCUGGAUAGAGUCGCCUGCGUGGCAAGAGUGGAAGGAGCAUCGAUGCAGCCUUCGUUGAAUCCUGGAGGGAGCCCAUCAUCUGACGUAGUGCUUCUGAACCACUGGAAAGUUAGGAAUUUUGAAGUACGGCGUGGUGAUAUCGUGUCACUGGUGUCCCCAAAAAACCCAGAACAGAAGAUCAUUAAGAGAGUGAUUGCCCUUGAAGGAGACAUCGUAAAGACCAUGGGUCACAAAAACCGGUAUGUCAAAGUCCCACGGGGUCACAUCUGGGUUGAAGGUGAUCAUCAUGGACACAGUUUUGACAGUAAUUCUUUUGGGCCGGUUUCCCUGGGACUUCUCCAUGCCCAUGCUACACACAUCUUAUGGCCUCCAGAGCGCUGGCAGAAAUUGGAAUCUGUUCUUCCUCCAGAGCGCUUACCAGUCCAGAUCAAAGAAGAGUGA
This is a messenger RNA of Elephantulus edwardii (Cape elephant shrew), 528 nucleotides long. RefSeq names its product mitochondrial inner membrane protease subunit 2-like. Gene Ontology annotation, biological process: mitochondrial respiratory chain complex assembly. The transcript has 5 exons. Gene Ontology annotation, molecular function: serine-type endopeptidase activity. NCBI's taxonomy places the organism in Eukaryota, Metazoa, Chordata, Mammalia, Macroscelidea, Macroscelididae. The record is from RefSeq and is a predicted model, not a curated record. Gene Ontology annotation, cellular component: membrane; mitochondrial inner membrane peptidase complex. The coding region runs from base 1 to 528 and encodes 175 amino acids.